Messenger RNA from Crotalus tigris (Tiger rattlesnake), 4886 nucleotides. RefSeq names its product ras homolog family member T2 (gene RHOT2). The record is from RefSeq and is a predicted model, not a curated record. Bases 121 to 1977 code for a protein of 618 amino acids. The transcript has 19 exons. Gene Ontology annotation, molecular function: calcium ion binding; GTP binding; GTPase activity. NCBI's taxonomy places the organism in Eukaryota, Metazoa, Chordata, Lepidosauria, Squamata, Viperidae. Gene Ontology annotation, cellular component: mitochondrial outer membrane. Gene Ontology annotation, biological process: regulation of mitochondrion organization; small GTPase-mediated signal transduction; mitochondrion transport along microtubule.
GAAGCCGGAAGCGGAAGUGGCAGCCCGACGGCGGCGGCGGCAGCGCCGAGAAGGGUGGGAAGCAGCGGGGCGAGCGGCGGUCGCUGCAGCCGCCCUCCUCUCGCCCCCGAAGCCGCGGGGAUGAGGCGGGACGUGCGCAUCCUCCUGCUGGGGGAAGCCCAAGUGGGGAAAACAUCCUUGAUCAUGGCUCUGGUGGGUGAGGAGUUCCCUGAGGAGGUUCCUCCUAGGGCCGAAGAGAUCAUAAUCCCUGCAGAUGUCACUCCUGAGAAAGUCCCCACCCACAUUGUAGACUAUUCAGAAGCCGAACAGACGGAAGAAGAGCUGCAAGAAGAGAUUGCCAAGGCAAACGUGGUCUGCAUGGUCUAUGACGUCACAGAGGAGGCCACCAUUGACAAGAUUCGGACAAAAUGGAUUCCAAUGGUGAACGGUGGCAUUGAGCGAUGUGCCAGGAUCCCCAUCAUCCUCGUGGGAAACAAGUCUGACCUGCACACCGGAAGCUCCAUGGAAACCAUCCUGCCCAUUAUGAACCAGUUCUCCGAGAUCGAGACCUGCGUGGAGUGUUCAGCGAAGAAUCUGAAAAACAUUUCUGAGCUUUUCUACUAUGCGCAGAAAGCUGUUCUUCAUCCAACUGCCCCUCUUUAUGAUCCAGAGGAGAAACAGUUAAGGCCAGCAUGUGCGCAAGCGCUCACUCGGAUUUUCAACAUGUCUGAUCAAGACAACAACCAGAUCCUAAGUGAUGAAGAACUGAACUAUUUCCAGAAGUCCUGUUUUGGAAACCCGUUGGCUCCUCAAGCUCUGGAAGAUGUAAAAAUGGUGGUGUGGAAGAACACAACAGAUGGUGUCCAGGACAAUGGCCUUACACUCAAUGGCUUUCUUUUCCUCAACACCCUCUUCAUCCAGAGAGGCCGUCACGAGACUACAUGGACCAUUCUCCGCCGCUUUGGCUAUGACGAUGCCCUGGAGCUGACUGAUGACUAUCUCUGCCCAGUGAUCCGAGUACCUCAGGACUGCUCCACAGAGCUCAACCACUUUGGUUACCAGUUCCUCCAACGGAUGUUUGAGAAACAUGACAAGGACCGUGACGGCGCCCUCUCGCCCGGCGAGCUGCAGAACUUCUUUGGUGUGUUCCCCUAUAUCCCCUGGGGAUCUGAGCUCUACCACACGGUAUGCACCACAGAUAAAGGCCUGCUUUCCCUGCAUGGAUUCCUCUGCCAGUGGACGCUGGUUGCCUACCUGGACGUCCAUCGCUGCUUAGAACACUUGGGCUACCUGGGGUACCCCAUCUUCUCUCAGCAGGACUCCCAGAUUUACGCCAUCACAGUCACCCGGGAAAAAAAGGUGGACUUGGAGAAAGGCCAGACCCACCGGAACGUCUUCCUCUGCAAAGUGAUCGGGUCACGAGGGGCCGGCAAGUCGGCUUUCCUGCAGGCCUUUCUAGGCAAGGAUGUGGGGGUCCAGAGUGAAUCCAAGGAAAACAGAUCGCCCUAUUCAAUUAAUACGGUGCUGGUCAAUGGACAGGAAAAGCAUUUAAUUCUGCAGGAGAUUGAGGCGGACGGGGAAUUUGCUAAGACCUCUGACACAGCUUGUGAUGUUGCCUGCUUCUUGUACGACGUGGCAGACCACAAGUCUUUUAAUUACUGUGCUAAUAUUUAUAAGCAACACUACAUGGACAGCCAGAUUCCUUGUCUCUUUGUGGGCUCCAAAACUGAUUUGCCAGAAACAUCCCCUCCGCACGGCCUCUCCCCAGCCGAGUUCUGCUACAAACAUCGCUUGCCUCCCCCGUUUUGUUUCUCCUGCGUCAGCCAGGAACUUCUUACCACCACAGUCUACACCAAACUAGCCACGGCUGCCACGUUUCCGCAUCUGAACGACAUCGAGUUGGGUGCUUCGUCCUUCUGGAUCCGGAUUGCCUUGGGAGCUGCAGUAGCCACCAUUGUGGGAAUCAGUCUCUACAAAGCAGUGAUGAAGAACAAGUAGAGGGCGGCGAGGACACGGGACUCUCUCUUUGUGUUCCUCUCUGCUCUAGGUUGUAUUUUUUUUUUCCACCCAUGUCCAAGAAACCAACUUCAUUUGCCCCGAGCACGUUGCAAGACCCGGAAGAAGUGUGCCAGGGGAAGACAGAGGCCAUCUGAAGGACAUUCCACCCCCUUGGCUUCUGCCGGUGGGGUGGGUGAGUGUUGCAGACGGGGCUGGACGACCACCGUUGCACCAGCAUCAGCAGAAACCAUCACCGUCAGCUAGCCGGCAUGGGCAAGACUUGCAUUUUUCUCACUCAGGGAAUGUCCCCAGUCCUGCAAGCCAUAGCAUGAGAGAUCUUCUGGGCCGUUCAGCUCCUACAAAUUAUCUUAGCUUCCCCCAGUUUUUUUUUUGUGUUUUUUUUUUUAAAAAAAAACCCUUUUGGCUGUUCGUCAGAAGCUGAAGCUCCUGCAGUCUGGUAAAUGUUUUUAAAUAGACGUGUCUUGGGGAGAGCUGAGGCUGUUGGCCCUCUGCAGUGUCUCUGGAUCUUCUACUUCAUCUUCUUGCUUGGAACGAUGCCUUUGAGCUCCUGUGGGGGGGAAACUACGAAGCUUUCUGGGACUUUCUGAACCCUUUUUCUAAAAUGGGAUGUCGCCCAGGUCCUCUUCUUGGGGGCGGAUCACACACAGAAGAAAGGAAUCUCCACGGAUAUGGAAGGAUGGAGAACUAUGAUUGACCUUCUCUCUGGAUAACAAACAUUAAUCUUAUUGCACACCCAUGGUAAGGCACCUGUGUGUUUUCUGGGGCAGCUUGGAAGCUUCUUUCUGUCACUUCACACUCACUAUUCAGGAUUUGGGGAGUCGUGGGAGGUUGUCUGCUCCAGCAACUGGGGAGCCAGUUGAGGAAGCAACUUGGACCUGUCCCCCUUACCACAAGUAUUCUUGGAUCCUUAUAGGAACACCCCCUCUUCGUGUAUUCAGCAAUGCAGCACGUGGAAAAGUAAUACGUGAUGGGGUGUUUUUUACCUGCCACUUCUUCCCCAUGCUCCAGGAUUCUUCCUGUAUCUUAAAUUCUUGCUUGGAGAUAGGAGGGGAGUAGUAUCAAUGAGGCCCCCUCUGAUGAUGGAUCUCUGCCACGGUGGUCUAGCAGGUUAGGGCUCCUUCUCAGAGCCAUCUUCCAAACUUUUUAACUUUGCCUUUGGCUCCAAAACUGAGCUGGAUAAAUACGUUCACAAUUCAAAGGGGGGAAAAGCCCCCAGGUUUUACGCCGUCCCAUAAACAUCUCAGAAAGGACUUAUAAAAGAGAAGAAUGAUUUGUCUUGUUUUUUAACUUUGCAAUUCUUGCACACUUCAACAAUUGGUUCUUUUUUUUCUUCUGAAUCCCUUCUCUGCGCCUGCAACUUGGAGCUUCCCAUUCUCAGCCAGACCGUUGUUGGUUUUAAGAUGGCAGCCUUCUGUUGCUUUGAUGGAGCUCUGUUAAAAGUCCAGGUUACCCCACGGGCCAGAAAUGCAGGGGGCCACUAUGCAGCAGACCACAUGUGGGGAAGCAGGAGGCAGCCACCUCCACGGUCGUGACCUCUGCCACCAAGUCUGUGAACUGAAAUACAUCAAAAACUCUGCAACUCGGUUGCAUCUCUUAUAACCCCUAGGCUAACGUUCGCUUUUCCUUGUAAGGUGGUUUUAAGGUAGGUUAAUUUACUUAAGAGAAGCUCCGCUAUUGGUCUUAAUGCCAAGGAAAUAACUCCGUCAGUGUUCUGCUCCCGUUCUUGACCUCAUGUUUUUCUACAUAACUUUAAACAAGUAUCGUCCCCACACUGUUUUUAGAUCCUCACCUUUCCCCUUUCUACAGGGAUCAUUAAUUCAGGCAGUUGUAUAAAGGGCUUUGGGUAAGACGCAGUCAAAAUAGGCUUUGGGAACUCUUGUUUGCAUUUAUUGUCCUUUUUUUUAAAAGAAAAAAACUGCUUUUCAUGUUGCCAGCAGCUGGCAAGUCUAAACCAGGGGUGUCCAACCUUGGCCAGUUAAAAAAAACCUGUGGCCUUUUAACUCCCAGAAUUCCCCAGCCAGCCAUGCUGGCUGGGGAAUUCUGGGAAUUGAAGUCCACAAAGUCUUCAACUGGCGAAGAUUGGACGCCUCUGGUCUAAACCAUUGUUCACCAGUACGUUGUGUAAUCAAUGGAGAAAAAAAUCGGGGAAACAGAACUGGAGGCGCCCGUGGGCACCCUAUCUGGAUGGUUACUAGCCUUGAAUCUUGCUUUUGAAAAAGACCUGAUCUUUUUAAAAGGAUCUAAUCUGGAUCUUUCAUGCUGAUGAGCAGAAAGAGAACCAGAUAGGGACCAUGAAACAAGGUGUGGAAUAUUCAUGGUAAAUACCGGUAGCGGGGGGGGCACUGCUCCACCUGGAAAGGAAGCACAUUAGGAGAAACUUAGAGCGACUUUUGCAGAGCGUUUAAAAAAAAAAUGGGGUUUCCUCAAAUAUUUACUUCUUGCACUAGAAAGUGGCCUGGACUAGGCCCAGCUUUAUGACCUUUGCCCCCGGGACCUCAACUCUUAACACAGGGCCAGUUUCAAAAGAAAUGGUCCUUAACCCUCGCUGAUCUGAGUGGCAUAGUCCAGUCGUACUGCAUGUGGACUCUUUUUUAAUCCCUUUGGGAUUCCCUGGAGAUUUCCAGAUUUCCCUUUGUACCCAGAGAUGAACUCAAGGUCAAUUUUAAUAUUUUCGUCUUCUUCUCCUCCUCCUUCUCCAUCACCACUCCCACUGCAUUUGUGGAUUCACUACCUGGAGUAAAUUCUCAGCAGACAUCUUUGCAGGGAAAGCCUCUUCACCGAGCAAUGGGGUGGUUCUCCCCCAAGGGGGUCCCCUUAGGCUACAUCUCCGUUUAGUCGCUGCUGUGAACCUGAAUAAAUUUUUAUGCACCAGAUGGUUGCAGACAAAA